This is a messenger RNA of Oryza sativa Japonica Group (Japanese rice), 2605 nucleotides long. Its product is annotated as exocyst complex component EXO70A1. Lineage: Eukaryota; Viridiplantae; Streptophyta; Magnoliopsida; Poales; Poaceae. The record is from RefSeq and is a predicted model, not a curated record. Gene Ontology annotation, biological process: exocytosis. Gene Ontology annotation, molecular function: phosphatidylinositol-4,5-bisphosphate binding. Gene Ontology annotation, cellular component: exocyst.
GCGCACUAAUUGGAUAAUUAGUGGUGCGAGGAAGCCCAAAGGAGCAAAGCAACAAGGGGAAAAUACCCGAGACAAAAAGCGAAUUCGAUAAAACGAGCGGCCGCUCGAAGCGGCCACUGCACAGCGCCCUCUCGCCUCCUCGCCUCGCCGCCGCCGCCGGCUUAAGGCUCUCCUCCCCGCGCCGUACCGGCGGGAGUGUGGAGGUGUUGUGCUGCGGCGUGGGUGUGUUGGGAGUUGGGGGGUGAAGCAUGAUGGAUGGAUCCACCGCUGCGGCGGCGGAGCUGGAGGCGGCGGAGAGGGUGGUGAUGAGGUGGGACUCCACGGCGUCGGCGUCCUACGGGGGCGGGGGCGGGGACGAGCAGAUGCUGUUCGAUGGCGGCGGUGACCGGGUGGAGGCGGAGCGGUUCCUCCGGGCUGUGGAUGACCUACGGCGGCUGGCGCCGCCGUCCCCGGCCACGGUCGGGAGCCCGCGCCGCACCUCGUCGGCUAGCGGCGGCGGAGGGGCGGCGUCCAACGCCGUCCAGGUCGCGAUGGCGCGGCUGGAGGACGAGUUCCGCCACGUGCUGUCGUCGCGCGCCCUCGACCUGGAGAUCGAGGCGCUCGCCGACCUCACCUCGCUCUCCAUGUGCAGCGACCGGACCAACUCCGCGGACGUCGCCGAGGAAGCGGCGGCUGCGGACGAAGACGACUCCGUGUCGUCCUCCGUCGGCCGCCGCAGCAGCUACCGCUCGCUGCGCAGCAUCCGAGAAAUCGAUCUCCUCCCCGCGGACGCCAUCUCCGACCUCCACGCCAUCGCCUCCCGCAUGGCCGUCGCCGGCUACGGCCGCGAGUGCGUCCAGGUGUACGCCUCCGUCCGCAAGCCGGCCGUCGACUCCGCGCUCCGCCGCCUCGGCGUUGAGAAGCUCAGCAUCGGCGACGUGCAGCGGCUCGAGUGGGAAGUCCUCGAGGCCAAGAUCCGCCGCUGGAUCCGUGCUGCCCGCGCCGCCGUCCGCGGCGUCUUCGCCAGCGAGCGUCGACUCUGCUUCCUCAUCUUCCACGACCUUCCCCUCUCCAGCUCUACCAUCACCACUGCCACCCACGACGCUCCCUUCGCGGAAGCCGUCAAGGGCGCCGCCCUGCAGCUCUUCGGCUUCGCCGAGGCGAUCAGCAUCGGCCGCCGCUCACCGGAGAAGCUGUUCAAGAUCAUUGACCUGCACGACGCGAUCGCCGAUCUGUUGCCUGACGUCUCCGACAUCUUUGCUGCAUCCAAGGCCGGGGAAUCCAUAUACGUGCAGGCUGCCGAGAUCAGGUCGCGUCUCGCUGAUGCCGUGCGUGGUAUACUGUCGGAAUUUGAGAACGCUGUGCUUCGUGACCCGUCGAAGACUCCGGUGCCUGGUGGUACCAUCCAUCCUCUCACUCGCUAUGUCAUGAAUUACAGUAGCCUCAUUUCUGACUACAAAACCACACUGUCUGAGCUGAUUGUGUCGCGGCCAUUGGCUUGCUCCCGAAUUGCUCCUGAGGGCAAUGAGAAUGCCCCAUCCUUCCCUGAUCUUGACCUUGCCGACCCUGACAGUCAGUUACCCCUUGCUGCUCAUCUUAUCUGGAUUAUUGUGGUUCUUGAGCACAAUCUUGAGAGCAAAGCAUCACUCUACAAGGAUGCGGCACUCUCUCAUUUGUUCGUCAUGAACAAUGUACACUAUAUUGCACACAAGAUAAAGGAUUCACCGGAGCUCCGGGGGCUUAUUGGUGAUGAGUAUUUGAAGCAGCUGACAGGUAAGUUCCGGCUCGCAGCCACUCGCUAUCAACGGACAGCAUGGUUGAAGAUCCUGAAUUGUCUGAGAGAUGAAGGUCUGCAUGUCAGUGGGGGCUUUUCAUCAGGGGUAUCCAAAUCAGCACUCCGGGAGCGUUUCAAGUCUUUCAAUGCUGCAUUCGAGGAGGCACAUAGGGUUCAAUCUGCUUGGUAUGUGCCAGACACGCAGCUGAGAGAAGAGCUUAGGAUAUCAAUAGCAGAGAAACUUCUUCCAGCAUAUCGAUCCUUCCUUGGUCGGUUCCGGCAUCACAUAGAGAAUGGAAGGCACCCAGAGUUGUACAUCAAAUACUCAGUUGAGGACCUUGAGACGUCCGUCACAAAUUUCUUUGAGGGUUGUCCACCUUCGCUACAUAACAGGAGAAGAUCCCAUGGAUGAGAGGUGGCUUGAAGACUCAAAAGAUCUCUAUUGUUGACUGAUGAGUGUGGUUGCCUAGUAUUCUACAAUGCUUCGGGAAAAGCAAGACUUAAGGGUAUAGUUGGUGAUGAUUUCUUCUACUAGAGGUAAUCUGAAACAGGAUCAGGAUCUUAUUGAAACUGUCAAAUUCCUUAGUGGUUCUUCCUUUUAUAGCCAACCUUGUUCGUUUGUUACACUAUCAUCAUAUCUUUUAUGAUUAGAUUGUUCAUAUAGGUCUGUUCUUUCAGAAUGUUUCGCAGUUGUAAGUUGUAACAUCAUGGUGUUUGUUUGACACUUAACUGAGUGUCUUGUCACCUUUUUGGUUGUUCAGAUAUAUAUUAAGAUUGCACUUCAUAGAUUAGAUGUAAAAACAAAUCUGUGUUACUGGGUUUUACCUAUGCAAGACCAUGUUCUGCCUUAAA